UGUUUCACACACCUCACUCCCCUUUUUUUCCAUGGAAAACCCCACGGGAACCUUUCCCCAAUAUAAUCUUUCCCCCACGGGAUCCACACCUGUUGGCAUUCUCACAAACAAUCGCAACAUUGUUUCAAUAAUAUAUAGAACUUUUCUUGCAGCUCUGGUAUAAUUAAGCUUUUUUGAGGCCUUGCUCACAAUUCGUUCUGUGGCAGCACAAUGACCAAACGAUACACUGUAUGUGAGGCUCUUGAUCAUGACAAUGGUGAGGAGGAGAGAGGCCAGGAAACUGACAGUGAAGAUACAUUAGGAGGAAAUGUCAGAAGUUGAAGAUGACACAGAAUAUGAUCCAGACCAAGAGACAUCCGAUGUGGAACAAUCCAGGGAUGAGGAAGAGGGCCCUGCUGAUGUUGUUACAUUCUGGUCAAACAAUGGGAAUUUGUCCUGGUCUUCAUCCCCACCUGAGAGGAGAGGUCGGCUGAAAAUGUUAUCAGGAUGACCCCAGGGCCAACGAGAUACGCCAUAUCCUGGGUUGAUGACAUAAAAUCAUGCUUCGAACUGUUCCUGACAGAGUCAAUCAAAACCACUGUGAUAAACAUGACCAACUUGGAGCGGGGACGCGUUUACAAAGACAACUGAAAGGAGGUAGACCGGACAGACGUAAAAGCAUACGUGGAUCCAGAAACAAACCUACCACCAGUUUAUGGGAUGCAGAGUCUGGUCGGGCAAUUAUUAUUUACCUUCUCAAAUUGGCUUUGACAACCGUGAUACAAGACCAGGCCACUUUCAACAAGACAAGCUGGCAACUAUCAGAGGUUUGGCACAAGUGGGUGGAGCGCCUGCCACUCAUCUUUAACCCAAGUCCAGGCAUCACAGUGGAUGAGUGGUCGCUUUUAGGGGAGGCUGCCCAUUCAAACAGCACAUGCCAAGCAAACCGCCUAAAUAUGGAAUAAAGAUAUGGGCAGCAUGUGAUGCUAGGACACGUUAUGCCUGGAACAUGCAGAUUUACGUUGGGAAACCUGCUGACUGUGUUCCCGAAAGGUACCAGGGGAAGCGGGUGGUCCUGGAAGUGACUGCAGGUUUCCAGGGACACAACGUGACAAUUUCUUCACCUCAUGCUCUUGGUCAGGAGCUGCUCCCAAUAAAAAUGACCGUGGUGGGGACGGUCAGAAGGAACAAGCCUCAUUUGCCUCACAACCAAGGACAGGGAUUGUUUUUUCCCUCCAAGUUUGCCUUCACCGAUACAAACACUUGUGUCCUAAUGCCCGAGGGAAAAAGAAUGUGCUCCUGAUGACAACUCUGCGUAGGGAUGCCGCUGUGAGUACCAGGGAGGACAGGAAGCACAACCCUGUCCUGGAUUACAACAGGAACAAAGGGGGAGUUGACAACCUCGAUAAGGCAUGUUACUUUUUAUCUUAUGUCCUUUAUUUUUUCUAUUACCAGAUUGUUUUAUCUGCACCAUUAAAUGAAAUGUUGUUUGGUGAAAUGCUCAUUGAUUUUGAACAAUAUUGAGUCAAUUCUAUUAAUUUCAAUAUGUAAAUAUGUUUUAGAUGUGAUCAAUUAAAACAACACUGUUGCAAUUUCACGUUACUAUGCAAGACAUGAAGUAUCACUUGUAUGUACUCAUUAUUUUAUUCACUGAUUGUUGCACUUUUGCAGGUCACUGGCACAUACUCUUGUAAGAGGAUGACAGCACGUUGGCCCAUGGUGGUGUUCAACAUCAUAGACGUGUCGGUCUACAACAGGUUUGUGAUGUGGAUGGAGGUGAAUCCAGGGGAAUUUCUUCAAGAGGAUACUAUUCCUAGAAGAGUUGGGGAAAGCCAUGGUGGCACCCCUCAUUCAAAGGCACCAACAUCUUCCUCGAACACCAUCCUCUGCUGGAUUGGUGAGAGAUAUACAGAGAUCAGAAGCAAGAUCUCCGUCUGCCAGGGACAGAAGAGACAAAAGGAAAAAGGGCACUGGGUCAGCAGUGAUUGACAUGGAGAACAUGGAUGACACAUCGGGCUCCAGCUUUGAGGACAUGGGGGAGAUGCACCAGCGCAUGAAGGAGGAGGAAGAGGUGGCAGAGGAGGAGGAAGCAACUGAAGAGGAGACUGGAGAGGAUGGCGAGUUUCUGGGCAUGAAGGGUAUCAAGGGCCAGCUGGGGAGACAGGUGGCAGAUGAGGUGUGGCAAGCUGGAAAGCGUCAGGCUUCCAAAGCUUUCAACCUAUAUGCCAACAUAGAUAUUCUCCGGCCGUACUUUGAUGUAGAGCCUAUGCAAGUCAGGAACAGGUUGAUUGAAUCAAUGAUACCCAUCCGCAUGAUACAUUUUCCACAGAAGAUUGCUGGGGAGCUGUAUGGGCCCAUGAUGCUGGUGUUCACACUGGUGGCCAUCCUCCUGCAUGGAAUGAAGACAUCAGGAACAGUUAUUAGAGAGGGUACUCUGAUGGGCACAGCCAUAGGGACAUGCUUUGGUUACUGGCUGGGAGUUUCCUCCUUCAUAUACUUCCUGGCAUAUCUGUGCAACGCCCAGAUCACCAUGCUCCAGACCCUGUCUCUGCUGGGUUAUGGUCUUUUCGGACACUGCGUGGUUCUCUUUGUCACCUACAACGUCCACUUCCACUCCCUGUUCUACAUCCUGUGGCUGGUCGUAGGAGGGCUCUCCACACUGCGGAUGGUAAAUAAGCAGGUGGCUGCUCUCAUCUCUCGGACCGUGGGACCGACCCCGCGACUCGUCCUCUGUGGAACACUGGGUGCUCUGCAUAUGCUCUUUCUGCUCUACCUGCACUUCGCUUAUCACAAGAUUGUUGAAGGUAUCCUGGACACAUUGGAAGGCCCCAACAUGCCCCCCAUCCAGAGAGUGGCUAGAGAUUUGCCUGUGGUGGCCACCGCUGCUAUGAAUGCUGUGAAUGCCACAGUGAAGACCCUUGGUGUUAUCCUGCAGUCACAGUGAUGGUGUGUGUCCAACAUCAAAGAUGAUACCACAGGCUCAUGAGCCUGAAUUCCACAGUGGUGGUGUUGUGUAGGUAAUACAGACUGAAGUGAAGGUCAAAGACCAUUAUGGUGGCUGGUUAUAGUUGACAUUUGACCUUCAUCAUUAAACAUGAACAUUGUCUCAGUAAACACAUCACCAUCGGUUCACAACAACUCUUACAACUUUCAUUCUCCAUGGGAAAUGACAUGCUUACCCUAGUUGUUUAUAUUGUAUCUAAUCAAAAGAACUAAAUGGAGUGAGGUGUUAUGCUGGUGCUGUAACUCUUUUCAAAUGACAGCAAAUUGCCUUUUCAUAAGGGUCUUGUAUUUGUUAAAGCAGCAUGAGUGCACUAAGAUUCCCAGCUGUUUGCAUUUGUACUCACGUUAAGACUAAUUCAUCUCCAACUCGACACUUUCUCACCUCUUGUAGGCUUUGUUACACGGGUUACGGCGAUAACAUCAAUGGAUGUUUUAACAUUCUAGACGUUCAAUGGGAGGAAGGUUCUAUAGGAAUGUGUGGUGCCUUCUAUUGUUUUUCGAAGGAAUUAUUAUUAUCAUGUAUGAUAUGGGGUAAAUUAGAGUUUAAUCUCUUGUUUUACACAAUGCACAUCCAUUGUCUGUCAUUUUAAUAACCUAACCAGAACAAAUAACAAAAAAUGCAGUUGACAUGUCAUAUGAGAUAUGUAAUAGUGCGUUAUCUUAUGAAUAUCGUUCCUUCUAAGCAGCUUUUGUUUUGUGCAUUAUUUGUACUUCCUAACAACAUUGUUUUUGGGUGGGAUGCAAGGUGACCUCUUUUUUAAAAAUUUUACAUGUGAAAAUGUAUUUAUAGGGUUAUUGUACAGAAAGAUACAAUAGAAAUAAACUUUAUCGACCUAA
This is a messenger RNA of Oncorhynchus gorbuscha (pink salmon), 3819 nucleotides long. RefSeq names its product protein YIPF3-like. The coding region runs from base 1814 to 2923 and encodes 369 amino acids. The record is from RefSeq and is a predicted model, not a curated record. Gene Ontology annotation, cellular component: Golgi apparatus. NCBI's taxonomy places the organism in Eukaryota, Metazoa, Chordata, Actinopteri, Salmoniformes, Salmonidae. The transcript has 9 exons.